Molecule: messenger RNA, 267 nt
Organism: Gongylonema pulchrum
Lineage: Eukaryota; Metazoa; Nematoda; Chromadorea; Rhabditida; Gongylonematidae
Source: the annotation of a GenBank genome assembly
AUGAAGAUACUGAACAAGUGGGAGAUGCUGAAGCGUGCUGAUACAGCUUGCUUUCGCGAAGAACGGGAUGUACUGGUACACGGAGAUCGUCGUUGGAUAACCAAUCUUCAUUAUGCGUUUCAGGAUGAACGAAAUUUGCGAAAGAAGUGUUAUGUUCGAGGAUCUUUUUUAAAACUAAAAGCAGAAUAUCCAGGUACUGAUUUUAUAAAAAGAUCUUCGAACAUAACACUUCUUUCGCUGCAAAUUUUCCCGGGAUACAGUGAUUGA